This is a messenger RNA of Tyto alba (common barn owl), 1031 nucleotides long. RefSeq names its product ADP ribosylation factor like GTPase 1 (gene ARL1). Gene Ontology annotation, cellular component: Golgi apparatus; cytoplasm. NCBI's taxonomy places the organism in Eukaryota, Metazoa, Chordata, Aves, Strigiformes, Tytonidae. Gene Ontology annotation, biological process: intracellular protein transport; vesicle-mediated transport. Bases 146 to 691 code for a protein of 181 amino acids. Gene Ontology annotation, molecular function: GTPase activity; GTP binding. The transcript has 6 exons. The record is from RefSeq and is a predicted model, not a curated record.
CGAGGCAGCGGGGGAGGGAGGGCCUCGUUUACUCGCCGGGGCGUUCGACGUGGAGCCUGCGGGCGGCGGCGGCGGCGGCAGGGCCAGCGGGGCAGGGCCGGCGGGGCAGGGCGGGGGUGCCCGCGGCGCGGCGUAGCGGCUCGACAUGGGGGGCUUUUUUUCCACCAUCUUUUCCAGUUUGUUUGGAACUCGAGAGAUGAGGAUUCUCAUCCUGGGACUGGAUGGAGCUGGAAAAACAACUAUUCUCUAUAGGUUACAAGUUGGAGAAGUUGUUACCACCAUUCCGACCAUCGGCUUCAAUGUUGAGACAGUGACAUACAAGAAUCUGAAAUUUCAAGUUUGGGACUUGGGAGGACAGACGAGCAUAAGGCCGUAUUGGCGGUGUUACUAUUCAAAUACAGAUGCAGUCAUUUAUGUAGUGGACAGCUGUGAUCGAGACAGAAUUGGCACCUCAAAAUCAGAGCUUGUUGCUAUGUUGGAGGAAGAAGAGUUGAAGAAAGCCAUUUUGGUGGUGUUUGCAAAUAAGCAGGACAUGGAACAGGCCAUGACUCCCACAGAAAUGGCGAACGCACUUGGCUUACCCGCUUUGAAGGACCGAAAAUGGCAAAUAUUCAAAACCUCUGCAACUAAAGGCACCGGGCUUGAUGAAGCAAUGGAAUGGUUGGUGGAGGCCUUGAAGAGCAGGCAGUGAUACAAACCUGACCAGUGCAAAGAAGUUUAAGCUCUAUCCACCAUCCCUCUUUCUGCAGUCAAGUAUUUUCAGGCCCCAAAUACUUGUAAAUAGAACAGAUUUGAGUUUGACUCCUACACUGUGGAUGCCUCUCUUGAAUUGUAAAACUGAACCAAGUGAAUGUCUGUGUACAUUACGAUGAUUCCAUUUCUGGGUUUCUGUUUAAAGGAUGUACUUAUGUUAAUUUGUAUGAAAGUCUUGCUGCCUGGGAAAGGCUUUUUUUUGUUCCCCCGCUUCAGUGGUUUUAAGUUUGGCUACUCUCUUCAUGUACUUAAAACACUAAUAAAAUCUGGAACUGUCA